Messenger RNA from Odontomachus brunneus, 750 nucleotides. RefSeq names its product acyl-CoA-binding protein homolog. The coding region runs from base 308 to 571 and encodes 87 amino acids. Gene Ontology annotation, biological process: fatty acid metabolic process. NCBI's taxonomy places the organism in Eukaryota, Metazoa, Arthropoda, Insecta, Hymenoptera, Formicidae. The transcript is spliced from 4 exons. Gene Ontology annotation, molecular function: long-chain fatty acyl-CoA binding. The record is from RefSeq and is a predicted model, not a curated record.
ACCAGCUAUGUUGUUAGUAGUCAACUCGCAGAAGACGGGCGCACUUGGAUGUGAGGCGAUAUCAUUCCACUGGAGAUACAUCUUAUCUUAUCCAGCUUGUCAUCGCGUCAAUAUCAUCGUUCUUUGCAUCAUUGAUUUAUCGCAGAAUUCUUGUAAAACCGUACGAUCGCAAAAAGUUCACGUAGUGUGACCCUCACCGUCAACGAUAAAGAAGUGGGGAUUAGUAUUCUUAACUUGUGGAUACAGUGAGCCAGUGAUCAUAAAGCGCUUGGCAGUGACUGCAGUUUGCGACGAAUAGCUAACAAGGAUGUCUCUCGACCAGAAAUUUAAUGAAGCUGCUGAAGCUGUGAAGGCACUCACUAAGCUUCCCAAUGAUGAAGAGCUUUUAGAGCUUUACGGUCUGUUCAAGCAAGCUACAGUUGGCGAUAAUAACAUGUCCAAGCCCGGCAUGUUCGACCUAAAAGGAAAAGCAAAGUGGGAAGCCUGGAAUAAAAAGAAGGGAACUACGAAGGAAGCGGCACAACAAGCCUACAUUGAGUUGGUUGACAAAAUGAUAGAAAAAUACAAAUAAUUUCAUUCGCUACCAUAUACGACUAUUGUAAUCUCCUAAGUCUAACCUAACAAUUGUUCGUAUUUAUAAUUCUUACGUUUUUCACAUACACCAUAUCACAUACGUAUGUGCACACACACCACACACACACUUAUGAAAAUGACAUUCCGAUAUAAUAUACGAUAUCUACAUUUCCUAUA